AACCAAACCCAAACCACAUUUUUUUUUGCCAUCAAUGAAGACACGCUUUCAAAUUCAACAACAAUCCUCUUUCUCUCUUGUAUAUAUAUAUAUCCAACAACACAUGAUCUCACUCAAUAUCUCACUUUUUACAAUCAUACCCUUCACUUUCCCAAAUCUCUCAUUUUCCUCCCACCACUUUUAUUUUCCAGAAAUCAAAUCAAUCACCAUGGGAGAUGUUGCUGUUCUCCAUCCUCCUCGUGAUAUCUUCUCCACUAACAACAACCUUCCUCUUCCUCACCGUCACAUAAAACCGUUAACAAAUCGCCGUCGCCGGAGUCCGCCACGUCACCAAUCCCCGAUCUCUCCUCCUCUCAACCGCGGCGAAGAUAUCAAACCAGAUCUGAAACAUAACCGUCAGAUCGGUACAAAUCCGGUUAAGAUUCCGACUCCGGUCAGAGCUCCGGCUUUGUUUUACGCUGGUCCAGUCACAUCGACAUCUCCGCCGCCUAGUGAAGUACCUUUACCAGCGUUCUUCGCUAAGAAAAGCGUCUCAAGCGAUGCAAUUGCAACAAACGAUCUCAUCAGAAUCCUCCGUUUAGAUAUUGCUUGAUCCAUUUCUUCCUCCGAUUCCGCCGUCGUUAACUCCAUUUCUCUUCUCCGAUCAUCGGAAUUUAGAACUUUUUUUUUCGAAUUCCUUCUCUUAUUUUUUCAAGGGGAAAGAUCGAAAAAAAAAUAUCUUCUUAGGGACUUAGUGUAGUAAUAGUAAUAAUGUGAAUAAGCUUUUUUCUCAUUUGGUUUGUUUAAGUGUGACUCUUUAGGCUAGUGGUAUCAAUGUUAUUAUCUUUCUAAGUAUUUUUUUUUUUUUUCAAUCUUAUUGUUAAAUCAAAUUUGCUCUUUAAUCUUUGGAUACUUUUUUUAUCUUUGAUGAUCUUCAUUUGAAUCUUCAUA
Capsella rubella is the source of this 930-nucleotide messenger RNA. RefSeq lists its product as uncharacterized. Lineage: Eukaryota; Viridiplantae; Streptophyta; Magnoliopsida; Brassicales; Brassicaceae. The transcript has a single exon. Bases 35 to 592 code for a protein of 185 amino acids. The record is from RefSeq and is a predicted model, not a curated record.